AUAGCAGAGUUUUAAUUUUUUCUUCUUCAUAUUUUCAUUUUCGGGAAGCCUAUCCGCUCAGGGAUCUUCAUAACGCUUAGUGGCACUUCCGCUUCCGGUUUGACCGAGGCGCGCAAUACGAAAAGAAACGCGGGCAGGAUCUACUCGGUAAAAUGAUGCCCACGGUCUCCACCAGGAAGAGGAAGCUGUCCUCUCUAGACCAUGACAGUCAUCCAGCCAAGAAAGGAGUCAGAGCGGAGACAACUCCUGUGAAGAGGAGAUCCCCGAGGAAGCAUCAUCAGUCUCCUAGGAAGGAUCCUCGUGGUCACCUGGAUAAGGAAAACUGCCCCUCGCCACGAAAAUCCCCACGUAGACUAGCAGAUUCGCCGUCCAAAUCUCUUCGUAAUUCUCCCUUCAAACAAAAAGUAGUGUCUAGCUGCUUCUAUGGCAAACAGAAGACCAUCUAUCUCACUCCACUGGAGAGGAAAGCCAUCAAAGAUUCUUUACCCUCCCCUCCUCCCCCUCCUCCUCCUGCUCUCCCAUCGCCUCCUUCUCAGUCUAAAAAGCAACAGAGAAAGACCAAGAAAACUAAAGCAACAGGCACCAUCAAACGAAAGGCUUCCGUCGGAUCCAAAAAACCAGUGGAGACAGGAAUCAAAAGUUAUGUGACGUCUACAAAGAGGAUCAAACUUUCAAAACUGAACAGCAGUGACACAGGUAAACCUGCCACCACAACAACACCUGCUGCUGCUGCUGCUGCUGCCCCCACCUGGUUUCCAAAAGCUAUGGACACCAAGAAAGCCAUCACUGUCACCUUCAGCAGCAUGAAGCCUCGACCAAAGAUCUUCGUCGGCGCUGCCUUCUUCGCCACCGGGAAGAAACCGAGGUCCAUUUACAAGAAGUCUGCACCAAAGGCCUGCAGCAGACCAGCACCGGCAUCUGGGAAGAGUCAGGCAACAGCGCCACCACCGACAAAAAGUGAAAAGGCGGUACAGCAGCAACCUGCACUGGAGAUGAACCAAAAACAAAAACGGGAUGAAAAGCCCAGCGUCCAGUCGGUCAGAACUGAAGAGAAUGGUUCUAGCACCAAAAAGAGAACAAAGUUCAAUCCACAAGAGUGGAUGGACCUUUUUGAUGACGAGCCUCCGACUGUAGAGCCACUGAGUUCACCUAAAGAAAAACAUGUCAUCACCAAGAAGCUGCGUGUUGUGUUGACGAGGUGUCCACUGCCAACAGGUUCCUCCUCCAUCAACUCCCAGAAGGAAUCACAGACAGAAGGAGGUUCUGAUCCCGUCUUUGACCUGAGUGACAUCAGUCCCACCAGCAGUGGCUCCAACACUUCACAAACGUCUGCAGCAAUGUAUCCAAUCUUUGGCUCUGCCUCCAAAAGGUCAAAGAAAGCAUCUCCACAGGCCCAAGUGUGCUGCAGCACCCCCAAUGGCCCCAUCAUGUCAAUGCAGACUCCCUCUGCAGCUAAGGAGCGCAGCGUUCGUAGAAAAAAGGACAAACAAGACCACAAUCAGCUCAUCAUUGAUGCAGGUCAGAAGCAGUUUGGAGCUGUGACCUGCAGCUCCUGUGGGAUGGUCUACAGCAUUGACAACCCAGAGGACACUUUUCAACACACUCAGUUUCACCAGCGUUUCGUCGACUCCAUCAAAUUUGUGGGAUGGAAGAAAGAGCGAGUUGUGUCUGAAUUCUGGGAUGGGAAGAUUCUGCUGGUUCUGCCAGAUGAUCCCAAAUAUGCCGUGAAAAAGGCCGAGGAAGUGCGUCAGGUUGCAGACAGUGAGCUUGGUUUCCAGCAGGUGACUCUGAGCAGCCCCUCACAGGCCAAGACCUACCUGUUUGUCAACACAGACAGAAUGGUGGUGGGAUGUCUGGUGGCCGAGCACAUACGACAGGCGUACAGAGUCCUGGAGCAGCAGGACCAACACAAGGACAUGAGUAAAGAAGACUUCAUGGAGCGGCACAGAGCCUGGUGCUGCUCCACCUCCCCGGAACCAGCUCUGUGCGGGAUCAGUCGGAUUUGGGUCUUCAGUCUGGCCCGACGACAGAGCAUCGCCACACGCAUGCUGGACACAGUCAGGAGCACGUUCAUUUUCGGCAGUCACCUCUCCAAGACUGAAAUCGCCUUCUCUGACCCGACACCUGACGGUAAACUAUUUGCCAGCAACUACUGCAACACCCCUACGUUUCUCGUUUACAACUUCAUCUCAUGAGACGCAGAGAGAAGCCUAUGUUUAAGAACGUGUUCAUUUAGUAUUUACAGAUAUGUUUUAAAAUAUUUGAAUUCAUACGCAGCCAUAGCAGUAACUGCUAUUUGUUUUAAAUUCCAUAAAGAGCAGCUUUCACAGCAUUUGUAGGUUUAUAUUAUUGCUGAUCGUCAGGUGUUCAAAUGAUUAUCUUUAGUCCAGUCAAGAGAGUGUGUUCUGAUUCAACUUAAAACGUCUUCUGCUUAUUUUGUCCUUUAGACCAAACAUCAAAUGUUUGUUGUUGUUUGUAUUUUGGUAAUUGUAGAAUGAAAAUUGUUAAUGAACACUGAAACAGAGGCUGCGUUUGCUUUGCUGCUGAAUUAGUUUUCCUCCGAUUGUAAAUAUUAUAAUAAAAGUCAUGUUGCCCUUGAUUUGUUGA
Molecule: messenger RNA, 2607 nt
Organism: Cynoglossus semilaevis (tongue sole)
Lineage: Eukaryota; Metazoa; Chordata; Actinopteri; Pleuronectiformes; Cynoglossidae
Gene: esco2
Product: establishment of sister chromatid cohesion N-acetyltransferase 2
Exons: 15
Coding region: 153-2195 (680 amino acids)
Biological process (GO): mitotic sister chromatid cohesion
Cellular component (GO): nucleus; chromatin
Molecular function (GO): protein-lysine-acetyltransferase activity
Source: RefSeq, a predicted model, not a curated record